Messenger RNA from Guyanagaster necrorhizus, 2457 nucleotides. RefSeq lists its product as uncharacterized. Gene Ontology annotation, cellular component: nucleus; cytosol. Gene Ontology annotation, molecular function: peptide-N4-(N-acetyl-beta-glucosaminyl)asparagine amidase activity; carbohydrate binding. Gene Ontology annotation, biological process: protein deglycosylation; glycoprotein catabolic process; carbohydrate metabolic process. Bases 1 to 2457 code for a protein of 818 amino acids. The record is from RefSeq and is a predicted model, not a curated record. NCBI's taxonomy places the organism in Eukaryota, Fungi, Basidiomycota, Agaricomycetes, Agaricales, Physalacriaceae. The transcript is spliced from 15 exons.
AUGAUUGACCUCUUCCGUGGUAUCCUUUUCUUGUCGGUCGUUGUAGCUUCACAAGUAUAUGGCGCGAACUUAACCUCUUUCGUGAAUCUUUUCAUUGGAACAUCAACUGCUGCAAACGGCGGGAGUGGGGGUAAUGCCUUUCCAGGCUCGGCAGUCCCCCAUGCGAUGGCUAAGGUUGGAAUCGACGUCAGUACCACCCCCCGGCAAGCGGGAUAUAUCGCAGAUAAUUCAUCAAUCACGGGCAUAUCACUGAUGCAUGAUGAAGGCACCGGUGGGAAUACUGCAGGAGGCUACGGCAUAUUUCCUCUCUUUCCCUUGACCAACUGCUCGUUUUCCGAAUGUCCGGUCAGGAUUGGGGCUCGGGCUGCUUUACGUGCUGCGGGAGCUGAUGCUGCCUCCCCUGGUUACUUCACCACGACGUUUGUGAACGGCAUUCAGUUGGAGACGACGUCCACGCGAAGAGCCGGGUUGAUCAGAUUUACUUACCCAGAGGGCAACAACGUCAACCACGUCGUAGUCGAUCUGACAAAUGAUUUGCAGCGGUCGUUUGAAGGUGGCGGUCUUUCCAUAGCCGACGGAAGAGUCACUUUGUACGGAACCUUCCUUCAGAGUUAUGGACCUGACAAUUAUACAGCUUAUGCGUGUUACGACUUCUCCUCCGAGUUUGCAAAUCAGAGCUUGAUUGCAUUCGGGAUAUACGAAUCUGCUUCAUCCAGUGAUGCCAACGAUAUCGUGAUCACGCCUAACUCAAGCACCGUCAGCUUUCCAUUCCAAUCUUCUGUCUAUACAAAUCAGGCAGGUGCCUUAUUAUCUUUUAGUUCAUCCACUGUCACUGCACGUUUCGGCAUAUCCAUGAUCAGCACUGGCCAGGCAUGCGCAAACGCGGAUGAGGAAGUUCCCACUUGGAAUUGGGAUGCCAUUCAAGCAGCAUCAGUUUCGAAAUGGGAAGACGUGUUAUCGCAUGUCCAGAUUGAUCCUGAAGUCGAAGAUCCUAAUGUCGUAGAACUCUUGUAUUCGUCGGCAAGCCUUAAAGAAGAUGAGACAUCUCUCAUUCCUGCGAAUCUCACCGACGAGAAUCCAUAUUGGGAUUCUCCCUAUCCUUUCUACGAUGCUCUGUUCUGUUCAUGGGACACUUUCCGGACUGCACACCCGUUGCACUCAAUUAUUAAUCCUCGUGCAUGGGCUGAUAUCGUCAGCGCAUAUGUAGACGGCUGGCGUAACACGGGUAAUCAAACUGAUGCGAGAAUAGGAUAUAUACCCGAAUGUCGUGCUAACACGAAGGCCGGGUACGUUCAAGGUGGAAGCGACGGCAUGCCAAUCCUAGGAGAUUUUGCAGUCAAAUACAGAUCUCGCGCUGGAGAUCUAGGCGUGUCCACAGAUGACCUAUACCAAGCUUUGGUGGACACUGCAGAGAACACGCCGCCAAACUGGUAUCUAGUCGGGCGACAGAACACGGCUUGGAAACAAUUUGGUUACAUCCCUACUGACUGGACGGAUCCAUCAGGGUCCACAGGUCUGCCUACUCGGGAGGCAUCUAGGGCUUUAGAGUAUGCCCUUGGAGACUUCGCUGUCCGUCAGGCCGGCCUUGCUCUAAGAAAGUCUUCGGCUGACAUAGCUACCUACACGAACCGCUCUAUGAAUUUUGUGAAUAUGUGGGACGCUAACCUUACAUAUGAUGGAUUUACCGGCUUCAUGCAAAGACGAUAUCCUAACGGAACAUUCGCCUUCAGUCCACCGGAUGCAUGUUCUCCCGUAGAUCCCGUAUCGCAUUCUUGUGCUCGAGGCACAGACAAUGAUGUUGGAUUCUACGAAUCAUCGUCUUGGGAGUACAGCUUCUUUGCUCCUCACUCUGUAGCGACUCUUGUGGAUCUGAUGGGAGGGAAUGAUACGUUCGUUGAUAGAGUCGACCACUAUUUCUCCACCGGGUACUUUUUUGCAGGGAACGAGCCCUCAUUCGCCAUGCCUUGGAUAUAUCACUACGCCGACCGUCCUGAUCUGAGUGUUCUUCGGGUACGUCAAGUCAUCUAUGAAAACUUCAAUACCGAAAUCUCAGGAAUCCCAGGCAACGAUGACUCUGGUGCAAUGGCAUCCUUACUGGUAUUCCAUAUUCUUGGUCUUUACCCAGUCUUGUCUUCGACACAGAUGCUUAUCGGAUCUCCUCUCCUCUCCUCGUUCAUAUUGUGCAAUGAUGCCUUUGGAACGAGUACAAAGUUUGUGGUGAACAAUUUUGACAGCACGUCCCUCAGUGCGGCGCCGCCUGAUGGGAGCAAGAUGUACGUGAAAAGUGUAACUAUCAAUGGGGUACAGAGUUCAAGCAUUUGCGUCAUUGAUUGGUACGAUGUAGUUGGGGGAGGUGAGAUUGUUUUGGAGGUUGAUUCUGAUGCAGACGCUGCGAGGGAGAGAGGUUGUGGCGAGGCGGGGCUUCCGGACUCCUUGGGGACGGGCGGAUUUUCUUGA